CCCUCCCACUUGUUUAUAAGGCACAAUCCAGUCUUAGGCUCCUCAUCCUGAGUGGAAUAAUGGGUCUAUUGACAGCUAUAGCAAUUGCAGCCGGGGCAGGUGGAGCAGUGGUGUCUGCUCCUAUUGUCCUGGGGGCUGUAGGUUUCACUUCAGCUGGAAUAGCUGCAGGCUCCUACGCUGCAAGCAUGAUGUCUGCGGCUGCUGUGGCCAAUGGAGGAGGAGUGGCAGCAGGAAGUCUGGUGGCUGUUUUACAGUCAGCAGGUAUGGCAGGUCUGUCUGGGGCCGCCACCGCAGCCGUGGGCUCUGUUGGAGGGGCUGUGGGAUUUUUGGCUACUGUCAUCUGAGACCAGGAAAUUAUGAUAAUCAGAAAGAAAAAUAAUAAUAACAAAGAAUAUAAUUACUGUUGUUAGAAACAGUUGCCAAAAGUAUCAGCGUCAUGCUUCAGUAAAGCUUGGCUGAAAUGUGAGUGCUGGUAAUGCUGUGGUGUUAUACGAAACACAUGGACACGGUCAAAUUGUGCAACUUGUUAAAAACGUUGAUGGUCUGCCCAAAAUGAUUUCUGCUAUAUAAACUGUUGGAAAUAAAUUGCUGACAUUUAAUCUGUCAAACACAUCUGAAA
Molecule: messenger RNA, 619 nt
Organism: Haplochromis burtoni (Burton's mouthbrooder)
Lineage: Eukaryota; Metazoa; Chordata; Actinopteri; Cichliformes; Cichlidae
Product: interferon alpha-inducible protein 27-like protein 2A
Exons: 4
Coding region: 60-344 (94 amino acids)
Biological process (GO): apoptotic signaling pathway
Cellular component (GO): membrane; mitochondrion
Source: RefSeq, a predicted model, not a curated record